Messenger RNA from Colius striatus (speckled mousebird), 5727 nucleotides. RefSeq names its product ABL proto-oncogene 1, non-receptor tyrosine kinase (gene ABL1). The transcript has 10 exons. Gene Ontology annotation, molecular function: non-membrane spanning protein tyrosine kinase activity; protein binding; ATP binding. Bases 508 to 3717 code for a protein of 1069 amino acids. The record is from RefSeq and is a predicted model, not a curated record. Lineage: Eukaryota; Metazoa; Chordata; Aves; Coliiformes; Coliidae. Gene Ontology annotation, biological process: protein phosphorylation; regulation of apoptotic process.
GCAGCGGCUGAAGGGGCCCUUUGUUGGCAGUGGAGCCCAGCAGCCCUGCCUGCACCCAGCGCCCGCCGGCAUGCAGGCAGCUGCCGCCAACUGCGGCCAGGACUGACGCUGCCCAACUUUGUUGGCUUGGGGUUUUUUUUCUUCUUUUUCUUUUAAUUUUCUUUUUUUCCUCUCCUUUAAGCCACUCUCCCUCCCGCCAAAAGAGUUGGGAAGGAGGGAAGAUGGCUGGAGUUAACUCCCCAGGAGAGGAGAUGCGGGGCCCCUGGAUUUUCCGCCUCUCGGGCUCGCCCUUGUAAUGGUUUUCAGAGUGCUGGAUUUCUUAGACUUUUCCUGGAUAUUUUCUGUUAGACUGUUCCUGGAUAUCUUCUUUUUAGACUUUUCCUGCAUUUUUUUAGACUCUUACUGGAUUUUUUUAGACUUUCUUAGACUUUUGCUGGAUAAAUUGACAGUGCGAGAAGAAGCUGAGGGGGGAAGGGAAAACAGACAGCCGAAGCCAAACUCUAACAAAUGAAAAUGUUGGAGAUUUGCUUGAAAUUGGUGGGUUGUAAAUCGAAGAAAGGGCUUUCCUCCUCCUCCAGCUGCUACCUGGAAGGUGAAAAGCUCCGUGUCCUGGGCUACAAUCAUAAUGGGGAAUGGUGCGAGGCCCAGACGAAGAACGGACAAGGCUGGGUGCCCAGCAACUACAUCACUCCAGUGAAUAGUUUGGAGAAGCAUUCCUGGUAUCAUGGACCAGUGUCACGUAACGCUGCUGAGUAUCUUCUGAGCAGCGGCAUCAACGGCAGCUUCCUUGUGCGAGAGAGCGAGAGCAGUCCAGGACAGAGAUCUAUUUCACUGCGAUACGAAGGAAGGGUGUACCACUACAGAAUAAACACUGCAUCUGAUGGAAAGCUGUAUGUCUCUUCAGAGAGCCGCUUUAACACCUUAGCAGAGCUGGUCCAUCAUCAUUCAACGGUGGCAGAUGGGCUCAUCACCACGUUGCACUACCCGGCGCCCAAACGCAACAAGCCCACUAUUUAUGGCGUGUCCCCGAACUACGACAAAUGGGAGAUAGAACGAACUGACAUCACCAUGAAACACAAGCUUGGUGGAGGGCAGUAUGGAGAGGUCUAUGAAGGAGUCUGGAAGAAGUACAACCUUACAGUGGCUGUGAAGACUCUAAAGGAGGAUACCAUGGAGGUGGAAGAGUUCUUGAAAGAAGCUGCAGUAAUGAAGGAGAUCAAGCAUCCGAACUUGGUGCAAUUAUUAGGAGUGUGCACACGGGAACCUCCCUUCUACAUCAUCACAGAGUUCAUGACCUACGGGAAUCUGCUGGAUUAUCUGCGUGAGUGUAAUCGGCAGGAGGUGAACGCUGUGGUGCUGCUCUACAUGGCAACUCAGAUCUCCUCAGCCAUGGAGUACUUGGAGAAGAAAAACUUCAUUCACAGGGACCUUGCUGCCAGAAACUGCCUUGUAGGGGAGAACCACUUGGUGAAGGUGGCAGACUUUGGCCUGAGCAGGCUCAUGACGGGCGACACGUACACUGCCCACGCCGGAGCAAAAUUCCCCAUCAAGUGGACUGCCCCAGAAAGCCUGGCCUACAACAAGUUCUCCAUUAAAUCUGACGUCUGGGCCUUUGGUGUUCUGCUGUGGGAAAUUGCAACCUAUGGCAUGUCCCCUUACCCUGGGAUUGACCUGUCUCAAGUCUAUGAGCUGUUGGAGAAAGACUAUCGUAUGGAGCGCCCUGAAGGCUGUCCUGAGAAAGUUUAUGAGCUCAUGAGAGCAUGCUGGCAGUGGAGCCCUUCUGACAGACCCUCCUUUGCAGAGAUCCAUCAGGCCUUUGAAACGAUGUUUCAGGAAUCCAGCAUAUCAGAUGAGGUGGAGAAGGAAUUGGGGAAGAAGGGCAUGAGGAGUGUGGUGAGCAAUUUUCUCCAGGCCCCAGAGUUACCAACCAAAACACGAACAUCGAGGAGAGCUGCUGAAAGCAAAGAUGCCAACGAGGCCUUGGAGACUGCACAUGCUCGUGGCCAGGGGGAAUGUGACCCUCUGGAUCACGAACCUGCUAUUUCUCCCUUGCUCCCGCGGAAGGAGAGGGUGGCCCUGGAGAGCAACUUGAAUGAAGAUGAGAGGCUGCUUCCAAAAGACAAAAAGCACAACCUCUUCAGUGCCCUGAUCAAGAAGAAGAAGAAGACUGCCCCUACCCCUCCGAAACGGAGCAGCUCCUUCAGAGAGAUGGACGGCCACUCAGACCGCAGGGUGGCUGGGGAGGAGGAGUGCAGGGACGCUGGCAACGGAGCUUUCAUCACACCCUCCACAGAUGCAAGUGACCUCUCCAAAUUCCAGAGCCCAAGCAACGGGGCUGGUGUCACCAACGGGGUUGUGGCUGGCAGCUCUGCGUUCUUAUCUCCCCACUUACGGAAGAAAUCCAGCACGAUGAGCAGCAGUCGAGGGGUGGCUGGCGAAGAGGAGAGCAGUUCCAACUCCAACAAGCGUUUCUUACGGUCCUGCUCAGCCUCCUGUGUGCCCCACGGAGCAAAGGACACAGAGUGGAAGUCUGUGACUCUGCCACGGGAUCUGCAGUCCACGGGACGCCAGUUUGAUUCCUCCACGUUUGGGGGACACAAGAGUGAGAAGCCGGCACUGCCUCGGAAGCGGGCGAACGAGGCCAAGGCUGACGUUGCUGUCAGGGGAACGGUGACCCCUCCUCCACGGCUGCUCAAGAAGAAUGAAGAGACCACUGAUGAUGUGUUCAAAGAUGCAGAGUCGAGCCCUGGCUCCAGCCCUCCCACCCUGACGCCAAAACUUGGCCGUAGGCAACCCGCUGCCUCUCCUUCCUCCAGCGUGCUCCACAAGGACGACGGAGUCAAAUCCAGUGCCUUAGGUACCACUGUGAUGAUGGACCAAGGUUCUGCUGCCAAACCCAACCCCACUGGGUUCGUGGGUGCCAGCAAGGCUUCCUCAGAAGAGUCACGACUGAGGAGGCUCAAGCAGAGCUCAGAGUCGGCGGGGAAGGACAAAGGGAAGUUAUCGAAGCUGAAACCGGCCCCUCCGCUUCCACUCUCCUCAUCCUCCCUCAGCAAGCCUGGGAAGGCUUCUCUCAGUCCCAGCCAUGAGGCAGCAGCAGAUGUGGUGUCUGGGCCGAAAUCCAAACAGUUGACUCAGGUUGGAGAGGCUGCAAGCAGUGAUGCUGUCAAGUCAAACCAGUCAGGGGAAGGUGUGAAGAAGCUGGGGAUCUCCUCUGUACCAAAGCCACAGUCCUCUUCAAAGCUGCUGAUGAGCACAGCAACCCCAGCUGCCUCUUCCUCAUCUGUACCCUCUGCCCCAGGUGGGGACCAACCGUCCUCCACAGCUUUCAUCCCUCUCAUAUCCACCCGGGUGUCGCUGCGGAAGACCCGUCAGCCCCCGGAGAGGAUCGCCAGCGGCACCAUCACCAAAGGGGUGGUGUUGGAAAGCACAGAGGCUCUACGGCUCGCCAUCAGCAAGAACUCUGAACAAAUGGCAAGCCACAGCGCUGUCCUGGAGGCUGGCAAGAACCUCUACACCUUCUGUGUGAGCUACGUGGACUCCAUUCAGCAGAUGAGGAACAAAUUUGCCUUUCGGGAGGCCAUCAAUAAGCUGGAGAAUAACCUAAGGGAGCUUCAGAUCUGCCCGGCGACAGCUGGCAGCGGUCCUGCAGCCACCCAGGACUUUAGCAAACUCCUCAGUUCAGUGAAAGAAAUCAGUGACAUUGUUCAGAGGUAGCAGAAGCCAGGUUAAGAAUAAAAAAUAGAAAUCACAAUGGGCCAAAGCCAACUGUGGAGAGAGUAACGUGUGUGGACUGACAAAGGACCGGGGUGCUCGGGUUAGGGCUGUGCAAAGACACAGGCUGUGACUGGAUGCCCCAGCUCCAAAGGGCAGGGCUGUGUUCAAGAGGCACUUUCCACCCUCUUAGCUCAGAUUCCCUGUGUUUCAUAUACUUGUAAUCAUCUUAUCUGUGGAGUUCUUGCCUUGUGGACUACAAGUCUGAAUGCUGAUGUCACGCCUUGCCUUUUUGUUAAUAUUCUAUUGUCUGGACAGACCAUUGGGACUGAAGCCAGACUGAUGGACACUGAGAUGCCAUCCUCCUCAGGAGGGCUUUCUACUGCAUUUUUAUCCCCUCUCUCUGCCCCACCAUACACAAGGAUGAGUGUUGGAAUAGCAAUACACCCACUGUGUUUCUUGGGAGAGUUGCAGCACAUGUCCUUGGCCUGAGGCUGACAUUUACCUGACAUUAACGCAACAGAUUUGGCUCUUGGGAGGGAAGGGGGGAAAAUUGUUAAUGUAAGUUUGGGGUGGGUUUUUUUCCUGACAAUGCUACAAGUGAUGUUUGCCCAAAUUCUUCCUGUGAUUCCACCUGCUGCCCUUUGUUUCUGUGUUUUCAGUCGUUUCUUAACGUUGUUGAGCCCAAAUGAAUUGCUUGUGGUUGCCGGUGUUGCAGACAGCACCUGGUGGCACAGGAGCCUGUUUGAGGAGCUGGCCAAGGUCUGGAGGAGGAUGUGCUGUCGUGCUCUCCUGAUACCAAAUGUGAAUCAGGAUGGUGUUUGGGUGGAGAGCUGCAGAGGCCUGGGAGCAGUGGGCUGGUGCUGAGCAAGGCAUUGCUCCCUGAAAGACAGGAGGGUUGCAGCAGCAGGCAAUGGCUUAGGGUGAGGUCAGGGACACCACGGUGCAUCCAGCAGUUGUCUUGGCUGAGCCUGCACAUCAGGUGGGUGAGAGUUGGUGUUUCUCCAGUUGAAUUUCCAGCUUCUUGAUCUGUGAGCAGAGAUGGGAUGUGGCUUCUGCCCUUCCUGUGCUGUGGGGGGGGGGGGGGCUGUAGUGUCUCCCUUUGCCUGCCAGUGCUGUAACUCCUUCUCACGAGCUCAGAUGGCAGCACUUUGGGCUUAAACCCAUCACUACCUUCAUGCCAGUGUGGUUCCAUCCAGCAUCAAACAAGGACCUGUGAAGACUGACACUUCUCUUGGGAGCAUCUCCCGAGGAAACUGCCACAAAAGACUGACAGCAGGACUCCUGGCCUUCCUCUCCAAGGUCCUGUGACCUUCCCAACUAACGCAACACAACUGGGAACUAACUGUGACUCGUGACAAUAGUGAAAGAACCGAGGUUUAGGGCUAUUAACAGUGCAAUUUAACUCCUCCUAACAGUUCCAAACAUGAGAAGAAAAGCAUUUCCCAUGUCCUGUUCCCCUGUAAUUCUUGUGAUCCCUCUUGUGUAUCUUAAACACUAAUUGCCUUCAAUUGUAUUUUAUGCUCUUCUCCUGGGAGCUGUUUGUUUUGUAUAUGAUUUCUAGUACUUCACUCGUGUGUGUUCACGCCACUGCUCGCCCUCACAAACAGCCAUGACUUACCACAUGACAUGUCCAAAAGGAAAUACACAUUUCUGCCACAGGCUGCCUUUAAAAUGUAAGGAGAAAAGGAAAAGCAAACCCCAACCCUUGGACUGUCUCUUUCCUGGAGGUACUGUUUUUACUUUGAUAACAUAUUGUGCCACUAUAUUAUACAUUUGUAUCUCGUUAUUACACACUUUUGUAGACUUGUCUUUUUUACAGUGUGUAAAUAGCUCUGUCCUUCAUCUCUGUGAUACCUGAGGGGGUUGUUUCCCCUUUAACUCAGUCCAGUGCAGAUUGUUUCUGUACACGACUUUCGAUUCUUCCUCCUCUCUUUCUCUGUUUUGCUUUUUGUUUGAUUUAUUUUUUAUUCCAGUCUCUUCUUGUGUAGUAUAUUUAAAAAUAAAUCAAUG